Molecule: messenger RNA, 2993 nt
Organism: Rhopalosiphum padi (bird cherry-oat aphid)
Lineage: Eukaryota; Metazoa; Arthropoda; Insecta; Hemiptera; Aphididae
Exons: 2
Coding region: 257-1573 (438 amino acids)
Source: RefSeq, a predicted model, not a curated record
ACAUCGUCAUCUGCUAACAUAUUAUUAUAAUGUGACGGGUCGGAGAUGCGUUACUACGCGGCCAGCGUUGAUAGAUAUAAUAUUCACGGUCGCAUCGGUCGGUGCACGCGUGCUCGCGGUUCAUCUUCGCGGCGCAUCUAAAUAUUAUUUCGCACGAUAAAACGCCGGUGAAUCGUUUCCCGUCGGCACAGCGACAAUACCUAACCCGUAACCGCUAUUAUUCCGUCCGCUUUUCUUCUGGCUUGACGCGACGACGAUGGCAGAUCGCCGCACCGACGACGCCACGUGGUCGUCCCGCAUGGAUUACCUGAGCACGGUCGUAUUCCCGCGGGCCGUGGCCGACGGCGCGUUCGGACGGGGAGCCGUGUACGCGUCUUUUCGCGCGGACGACCGAGACGGCGCGGCGGCGGCGGCGGCCGGCGACCAGUUCAUGUCCGACAUCGUUUUCGGCACGGUCGAGCUGACCACCGGAGCCGAGUGGCCGGCGGACGGCGUGCCCGUCGUGGUCAAGUUCAAGAACGCCGACGACCGCAUGUCGGCCAUGAUGAACAUGCACCAAAAGUUCUACAACGAGUACGUGUUCUACGCCCGUCUGCUGCCCAAGCUGGCCGCGUGCGCCGCCGACCCGGCCGCCGCGUUUGCGCUGUUCCCGCGGUUCUUGUAUUCGAACGCGACUGCGGACGGCGACGCGGCCGGCGGACAGCAGCAGGUGAUCGUCCUGGCCAGCCUGGCGCCCGCCGGUUUUCGCGCGGCCGACGAACGGGUGUUCCUGGACGCCGAACACAUACUGCUAGCGAUCCGCAAGUUGGGCGCCCUGCACGGGCUGUCGUACAACGCCAAAGCCGACGGCCGCGGCGCGGGACCACCGCCGUUCGCCGAUCUCUGCACCACCGCCCUGGUCGAGACACAGUGGUACGACGGACACUGGUACAAGAGUCCGCGUUUCUUGUCAGGAACCGGUAACCGGGGCGUGAACGCGUUACGCGACUCGGAUACGAGUGGCGAGUACGAGGCAGCACUGGGCAGGAUGAAGGACACGCUGAGCGGCGAGAGCGCGACGAUGGCCGGGCUACUGCGGCCGGUCGAGCCGCUGGCCGUGCUGUGCCACGGCGACUUCUGCCGCAACAAUCUGCUGUACCGGUACGACCCGGUCACCGGGCGGCCCGUGGACGUCGUCUUGCUGGACCCGGCGCAGGCGAGGUACGCGUCCCCGGCCAUCGAUCUCUCGUUUUUUCUGUACAUGAACACAACGGACGCCAACCGGGCCGCUCACUGGGACCGGUACGUGGCCGCCUACCUGGACGGCGUCGCAGACGUGACGCCCGACGGCCGGCCCGUACCGCUGACCGCCGACGACGUGCACGCCGAGAUGCGCGCGCACGGCUUGUACGGCUACGCGCACUGUUCGUUUUUCUUGCCGGCCAUGGUGAACGCGGUGCCGCCCGACGUGGAGCGGCUGACUACGUCCACACCCGAUGAGCGCAUCGCACUCAUCAACGAGUCCGGCGGACAGGAGGCUGACCGGUUGCUGUCGUCCAUCGUCAGACACAUGGCGGACCGCGGGUACGUCUGAUGACGGCCGACGAUGACCGACGACGACCGCUGCGACACGAGUGCUGCGUCACACUCCACGUCCCGCGCGCCCGUAAAUAGUUUGUGAAAACCAUGCGAAAAGAAACCCCUCAUAGGCUACGGCAGUAGUUGGAAAAUCAUACACAAGACAAUUCUAUUUCUAUACCAACACUGUAUCGUAGUAAUGUUUUUUUCUUCGUUUUAAUUUUUUUUUUUUUUGUCUGCUUAAUAUAUCACAUUAAAAUAAAAACUGUUAUUUAAGUUUAUAAAAAAUUACCACACAAAGAACCACUCACUUUUUUACAUAUCAUCGCACUCCACCUCGUAAAUUAUACGCAUUAUCAAAUGCUUUACAAUCACGUCAAAUAAAUAAAUUAUAUUAUUGGAUUUUAAAACCAUAUAUAAUAUUGCUCUAUUUGUGUUAAUGGUAUAUUAAAUAAAAAAAAUUUUUAAAAAUAUACGACACACCAAAUAUUUUUUCCUUUAUCGCGCUUAAUUUGUUUUUAAAAUUGGCUAUAUUAAACCCAUUAUAAAUCUGAAGAUAUCAUUAAUUAAAAAAAAGUAAAGGUUGUUUAAAUAUUCAUUAUCGUAAUGGUUUUCAAAUUUAAAUAACUGAUUUUAUAUAAAUUAUAUUGAUAUUAUGAAAGUAUUACGACACAGACAAUGUAUUCUUUUAUAUCGUGUGUUGAUUUGAUGCAUCCAACUUUAACUGUAACCUAAAUGUCCGAGUGGUUUUAAAAAUGCAAAAACAGUUUUCACAAACAAUUUACGGGUGUGUGACAUAUUGACGUUAACGGAUCUCCACUACACCAUGUUGAACUGUUCCAUAAAUUUAACAUGAAAAAAUAAAAUUUCGACAGAUAACCCGUCGGUUUUUAGUUUAUUAUCUACAAUUUGAAUACAUUAUUCAACUCUACGAGACACAAUGACACGGUAUAGCGGAAACCCAGUCAAUACUUACAUCUGUAUAUUGGUGUGUGCACUUAACUACUUUAUGAUAAUUAAUAAUUAAUUAUUAUAAUAUAUGCGUAUGCCUGUAGGUGUUUGAUACAAUACCAUGACGUUUAUACGCAUUAUACUAUACUAUUAUUAAUUAUUAUAUACUUAGAUUAAUAUACGGUACAACUUCUGUUUAUUGUCUUUUGAAGUUUUGUAAUUAUAUGUUUGUGGUCACCGUUGGUUUUUUUUUAAUGCAGUAGUAUAUCCAGUAAAACCAAAAAACAAUCCAUGAAGUAUCCUUCUCAUCUACCUACACGUAAUAUUACUAGUUUAAUUUUUAUACUAUUUAUAAAUAAAUAUGACUUAAAUUUAUUCUUAUUAUUUUCAUUAUUAUUAUUAUAUUUAUAAUCGUUUAUUAUUUUGUGUUCAACUGUUGAUGUCGUCGUCAUUAAAUUAUUAUCAAAUGCAUUUGAUAGAAGUAA